Molecule: messenger RNA, 582 nt
Organism: Ostreobium quekettii
Lineage: Eukaryota; Viridiplantae; Chlorophyta; Ulvophyceae; Bryopsidales; Ostreobiaceae
Source: the annotation of a GenBank genome assembly
AUGGCGCACAGGCCGGAACAGAAGACACACCCGCUGUCGCAGCGCUGGACGCUGUGGUUCGACAACCCCGCCGGCAAGCAGAAAGUGGAGAACUUCGGGGAGACCCUGCGCGCCAUAUGCACCUUCGGCACGGUGGAGGACUUUUGGAGCCUGCAGCACAACGUGGCGCUGCCCAGCAUGCUCAAGCCCAAUGCGGACAUCCACCUCUUCAAGGAGGGUAUCACUCCGAAGUGGGAGGAUCGCAUGAAUGAAGAUGGUGGCCGCUGGACUGUGACAGCCCCCAAGACUGGGGGAGAGAGGGUGCUGAACGGCCUGUGGCUGGAUGCGAUGUUGGCGUGCGUUGGGGAUAUGUUUGAAGAUGGGGUGGAGGUUUGUGGGGUGGUGUGCAACAUCAGAGCCAAGGGCAACCGCGUGUGCUUGUGGACGAACAAGGCUGACAAAAAACUGCUGCAGCUCAGCCUGGGCCGUCAGUUCAAGCACCACCUAGGAAUCGGACCAUCUGAAAAGAUCAGCUACUUGGCGCACUCCGACGCGAGGCGACUCACCCAAACGCAAAGGGUUGCAGACUUGUACAAUGUUUAG